Monosiga brevicollis MX1 is the source of this 1332-nucleotide messenger RNA. RefSeq lists its product as uncharacterized. The transcript has 2 exons. The record is from RefSeq and is a predicted model, not a curated record. Bases 1 to 1332 code for a protein of 443 amino acids. Gene Ontology annotation, cellular component: extracellular region. Lineage: Eukaryota; Choanoflagellata; Craspedida; Salpingoecidae.
AUGGGGUCUGUACGAGCUACCGACGUGGUCGGUGUGGCCGCUUUGCUGACGCUCUUGCUGGCCAGCUCCAGCUGUCGUGUCGAGGGCGCCGCAAUUCUGACGCACCUCGCCCCUGAAGCCUUCCCUCAACUCAGCGACGUGACUUGCGGCGGUGGUGUGGCCAAGUGUCCCACCAACAACACCUGCUGCAAGCUGUCUUCCGACGGCUAUGGCUGCUGCCCAUACCUCGAUGGCGUGUGCUGCAAGGACGGCGCGCACUGCUGCCCUGCCAAUCACACAUGCAACCCUUCCAACGGACAAUGCAUCUCAUCCCUGGCCACGGUCUUCGCCAUGCCCGCCUGGACUUCCCUUGCCAGCGCCAAAUCCCCGGUGCCUGCGCGUGCGCGUACGGGCAAUGCAUCAAGCCUUGGAGAUAUCUGCCCAGAUCACCGCUCCGAGUGCAGCCCCGAACACACUUGCUGCCUGACCACCGAUGGCUCCUAUGGCUGCUGCCCUUUCUUCGACGCCCAAUGCUGUGACAACAACCAUUGCUGUCCCGAGGGCAACGAGUGUGCUCCCGAUGGCACCUGCGUCAACACCCUGACUGGUGUGCGCAGCCCAGCCUCGAACAUCAUGACCUCCCUCGCCAACGUGGUUUGCCCAGACAAGUCGCAGUGCGCUGAAUCCACCACCUGCUGCUCGGCCCCCAAUGGCGGCUACGGCUGCUGCCCGCUUCAAGAUGCCAACUGCUGCGCAGACCAGAUGCAUUGCUGCCCUCAGGGUACGGUUUGCAAUGCUACCGCUGGUGGCUGUACCCGGGCCACUCUUGAUGAGGCUUUGCCCUGGACCUUGGUCGGUGCGGGCCCCGCGCCGGCCGCUGCCGCUUGGACUCUGCUGCCCCAGGAGCGCACACAAGCUUGUUCGGCAGAGGGAACUGCAUGCCCCAUGAAUACGACCUGCUGUAAACUCGAGUACGGCGCGCAGGCUUGCUGCCCCUUGCCCAAUGCCACGUGCUGUGGCGACGUUGAAGGCCAUUGCUGUCCCGGCGACCGCGAAUGUGAUCUGACCUCCAUGACCUGUCUUUCCCGAAACAACGUGUCCAAUACUCUCUUGGCCUUGCGUGCCCCCAUGGCUGAUCUGGCUGCUGUUCCCGCUAGCCCCACGCUGCGCGGUCUGGCUACCGAUGAAAUCUUGUGUCGCUUGCUUGAUGUCAACUUUGUCUGCCCCGCCUCGGCGCAGUGUUGCGCGGAUCCCCGUGAAACCCUGCUGCGUGGCACUUCCGCCGACGCUGCGCUUCGUGCCGCAUGCUGUGACUCUCAGGGUGUGGCCAUUGCCGAUCCAUGGUUCAUGUAA